Tupaia belangeri chinensis (Chinese tree shrew) is the source of this 3482-nucleotide messenger RNA. Its product is annotated as zinc finger protein 596. Lineage: Eukaryota; Metazoa; Chordata; Mammalia; Scandentia; Tupaiidae. The transcript has 5 exons. Gene Ontology annotation, biological process: regulation of DNA-templated transcription. The record is from RefSeq and is a predicted model, not a curated record. Bases 66 to 1358 code for a protein of 430 amino acids.
UGCGCGUGUGCCAGCCGCCCACGCCGCCAUCUUGAGUCGGAAUUUUGUGCUUUGAGGCUGUCCAGAUGCUGCUUCCCAAGCUCUGGGGUGGAUUCUGCGCCCCUGAAUGUUGGUGUCAGGGUGAAAGAGGAGUCCUUCAGCCCCCUGGGGGACUCUGGCCGGCGGGGCUCGUGCCCCACCACUUGGAAUCAGUGACCUUUCAAGAUGUGAUUAUAAACUUCACCCAGGAAGAGUGGACCCUUUUGGACACAUCUGGGAAAAAGCUGUACAAAGAUGUGAUGCUAGAAAAUAUGAAUCAUCUGGUAUCUCUUGGAUAUGAUCUCUGCCAAUCAGAUUUGAUUUUCCACUUGCUGUGGAUGGUAGAAGGAAGAGGAUUGCCUGAAUGCCAGAGUCCAGACUGGGAAAGUGCACAUAGGAAACAAGAAAUGAUACCCAUGCAACAUAUUGGCAGUGAGGACACACCUACCAUUAUGUCAAUGCAGAUUUCUCAUACUCAAGAUCUAUUGACGUGGAAUGAUUUGGGAAAUGAUUUGACUCACAACUCUACAUUGACUCAAAAUUUAUCAUCUCACACAGCAGAGAAACCUGUUGUCAGCAAACAGCAUGGACCCCUUUGUGACUACUUAUACCUUAAUUUAAAGAAGGAAAAUCAAAGAAGUCAUAAAUCAUAUGACUGUCAUCUUUGUGGGAAAGCCUUUACUAAUUGCUAUAACCUUAGACAACACAUGAUGACUCACACUGGAGAGAGGCCAUAUGAAUGUCAUCUGUGUGAAAAAGCCUUCUGUACUUCUUCUCAUCUUAAGCGACAUGAGAGAAUGCACACUGGAGAGAAACCGUACAAGUGUCAUUUAUGUGGGAAAGCCUUCAGUCAGUCUUAUGCCCUUACGCUACAUGUGAGAACGCAUAGUGGAGAGAAGCCGUAUCAAUGCCAUCUGUGUAGGAAAGCCUUUACUAACUCUUCUGCUCUUAGAUAUCAUGAGAGAAUACACACUGGAGAAAAACCAUAUGAGUGCCCCCUGUGUGGGAAAGGCUUCAGUAAGUCUUCUAAACUUAGACUGCAUGAGCGAACACACAGUAAAGAGAAAACAUACAAGUGCAAUAUUUGUGAGAAGGCCUUUAGUCAGUCUUAUGACCUUAGACGCCAUGAGAGAAUCCACACUGGAGAGAGACCAUAUAAAUGUCAUCUGUGUGGGAAAGCCUUCUGCAAAUCUUCUGCCCUCAGACAGCAUGAGAGAACCCACACUGGUGAAAAACCAUAUGAAUGCCAUCUGUGUGGGAAAGCCUUUAACCAGUCUUCUAACCUUAGACAGCACGAGAUCACACACAGUAGAGAAACUAUAUGUGUACAAUCUGUGUGAAAAAUCCUUCAGCAGAUUUUCUGAUCUUAGAUGACAUGAGAAGAUGCACACAAGAUAGGAACAGUAUGAAUACUAAUAUGUAUGGGAAAACCUUCACCAGAUCUUUAAGAUGGCAUGAGAAAGCACACAGUAGAGAAUAAUAAAUAACCUUCAGUAUAUAUUAUGAUGUAAGGUGACUCAGUAUUAUAAAUGCAAUAAAUCUGGAAGUCUUUAACCCAUACUUGUAAAAUUGAAAAACAUCUGAAGAUGCACACAUUGAAGAAACAAUGAAAUCUAUGUGGAAGAUUCUGCAGUCAUCCUUACUCAUAUUUGACAUAAACAAAUUCAGAAGGAUGAUAAGCCAUAUAUAUAAAUUAUCUGUAGUAAAUCAGUCAGUGGUUUGUAAUAGAUGGCAUGAGAUAACCUCCCCUGUAAUAAUAGUGAAUGUAGAUGUUUUUAGCAAUACCUCUCAGCAUUAGCACACUAGAGGACUUGCACAGGGAAGAACCCCUACCUAGAUGUGUAAUCGGUGUCAAGAUGCCUCUAUAUACUUUUGUUAAACAGCAUGAGCAGAAACCACUUGGGAAAACCCCUUGGUUUCAAAACAAAUGAGCCAAACACCAGGCUUGCUGUGUACAAAAAGAUUCAAGGAAUGAAUAUCUGAUUUUAAAAAGUAAGAGGUUCAAGCUUCUUGAAGUAUACCAUGUAAUUCCUUCUUCUGAUGUGAUUUAGUUUAAAAUGACAAGUCCUUAUUUAUAGAGCAACAUUUGGGACACUCGUGGCUUCACACUGGCCUAUACUGUCAGUGGCAUAAAUGCAAGAAAAUCUUAAGUGACAGUUGCUUCGUAGACAACACUGAAGUUCUCUUGCUGAGGAGAUAAGCAGUCCUAAAAUCAAAAUGUAGAAUUCUGAGAUUUUAUAUCAGAAAACUGAGUCUUGAGAAAAUCAGCUAACAAUCCAAGCUGUAAAGAGCCUGUAAGCACACAAUUUAGUAAAUCAUUGAGAACUUGGAAAAUAGACACCAGAGACUGCACGGAGGGGAAGGAUAGUGAAGUCCUACAGUCUGGGGCUCAUGGGCUUCCCUGAGACGUUGACUAUGAGAGACCUGAGAAUGGCAAUGUUGGGCCCCAGCAAGAUGCAAGAGUGAAGGGGAUUUCAGGAGAGGACCAAGGUCUACAGAAUACUAGGGCUAGCGAGAAGAUGUGGUGUCCUGGAACUGUCCACCAACGGUUAAAAAAGAGAGAAGCCAUCUUUGAACAGGAUCUUACAGCAUCAGAUGUGGAAAGGAGGUGAUGGAAACAACCAAAAGCAAAAGGCGAGGAAGAGGAACUGCUGGAGAUUUUAACCAGGAAAGGAUCAGGGAAACAGCCUCAGUGGCACAAGAUGUGGGGCUCCUGUGGCUGAGGUGGGGGUGACCCUGGACCCCAUGGUGUUGAGGAAGGGGCCAUGGAGAGAUAACUCACUUGUGAACUAGAAAUAAUGAAACUCCCAUCAGCAAAAUCCUCUUUUUCAUUGUGAGUAGUGGGCCUACCAGGGAGGGUGGGGCUAGCAUUGGGCAGGGCCUGAGUGUCUCCACCUUGCCCCCACAGGGCAUUUCCAGGUCUGUCCAUCCUUCUGCCCAAGGGAACCUGAGUCUCCAUUUGUGCAUCUAUACCGGUGAGUGGGGUGUGCAGCACAGCAGGGCCGCUGAAGGUGUCAGCCUACAGAAAGGGGACUGAGGCAUAGUGUGUGCAAUGGAAGCCAUUUAUUUGAUUCAAGGCUUUGGACGGAGUCACCCAGGUGGCACAGAUCCCCGUUGCCUAGGAUUUGUGCACUAAAACAAGUAGAGGGCUUGUUUCUGUGUCUUAAAACAAGGGUCAAAAGAGAAAUAAAAAUUCUUUGGUGAGAAACCACAUUGAUCCAUUUACAAUGACACAGAAAACCGAUUGGCUAUACAUUCAUUAUUCUUUGCAUCAUAAAUUCCAGGAGAAUUAUAAUGGGAAAAAGGGGCGAGAGAUCACAUUGUAAAUUUAUUACCACUUGCAGGUCAGUUAGUUACAAAGUAUUAUUUUAAACCGUCUUGACAUGGUUAUGGAUAUAUGGCCAGUGUCUCAGGCCCACUUCUUACUAGAUCCAUUAAAAUUAAAAUGAGUCUCACCUUGUACA